Hydra vulgaris (swiftwater hydra) is the source of this 1034-nucleotide messenger RNA. RefSeq names its product NIF3-like protein 1. The record is from RefSeq and is a predicted model, not a curated record. NCBI's taxonomy places the organism in Eukaryota, Metazoa, Cnidaria, Hydrozoa, Anthoathecata, Hydridae. Gene Ontology annotation, cellular component: cytoplasm; mitochondrion.
CUUGUCUGUUUGUAAUUGUUAGUUGUUGAAUGAAUAAAUGAACCUGCGUUUCUCAGUUGCACGAGAUAUUAAAUGGACUAACUUUUUUACGCUUUAUACACCUUAUACAACAAAAAGUUAUCUCUUAAAGAAAACAGCAGCUUUCAUAAAACUAAAUCAAAGAAACCUUGCAAGUGUGCACAGCAUUGGAAUGGAAUUAAAAGAAGUUGUCGCAAAACUUGAAAGUUUUGCAUCCACAAAGUUAGCUGAGAAUUGGGAUAACGUUGGACUUCUAAUACAGCCUUCAUCGCCACUUCUAGUAAAUGUUCUUUUUCUUACUAAUGAUCUGACGGAAGAUGUUCUUGAUGAAAGUAUUUCAAAAGGAGCAAAUAUGAUUCUGUGUUACCAUCCACCAAUAUUUCGUUCAUUAAAAAGAAUCACUCAAAGUAGUUGGAAAGAAAGGCUGGUGGUCAAAGCUUUUGAAAAUAGGAUUGCUAUUUAUUCUCCGCAUACUGCAUACGACGUAAUCAAAGGUGGUGUAAAUGAUUGGCUUAUAAGCUGCUUUGAAGGCGUUGUUUCACCCAUAAACCCAUUGGAAAAUGAUAGCACUUGUGGUAGUGGUCGAAUAUGCCAACUCAAAUCUCCUUUAUUGAUCGCUGAUGUGAUUUCUAAAGUCAAGGAACACCUUGGUUUAGAUUUAAUCAGAGUUGGAUACAGUCGUAAUGGCAAAUUAAAAAUGAUUAACAGUAUUGCGACGUGUGCUGGUUCUGGUGCAACAAUCUUAGAGGGAGUUCGUGCUGAUGUUUACCUAACAGGGGAAAUGUCUCAUCAUGAAAUUCUAGAUGCUGUAUCAAAUGAUGUGACGGUUUUGCUGUGUGAACAUUCAAAUACUGAGAGAGGAUUUCUUAAAAACCAUUCUAAAACUCUGACUUGUUUGCUUGAUUAUAAAGUCCAAGUCAUAUGUUCUGAAGUUGAUAAAGACCCUAUUUUAUUUGUGUAAACUUUUGAUUGUUUAAGGUUUUUUUCUGAAUUAAAGUUUAGAAAGCGUCAUUUUA